Eruca vesicaria subsp. sativa (arugula) is the source of this 2374-nucleotide messenger RNA. The record is from the annotation of a GenBank genome assembly. NCBI's taxonomy places the organism in Eukaryota, Viridiplantae, Streptophyta, Magnoliopsida, Brassicales, Brassicaceae.
AUGGAGAAAGACAAUGUUCCCAUGCUUCCAGUUUCAGACUCAUCAUCUCGUACUAGGCCUUUCACUUCCAGGUCACGUAGUGUUACCCUCGCAAACACUUCUUCCACCAUUGAUGGAUUUGACAGCUCAACUGUGGUGUUAGGCUACACGGGUCCUCUUCGGACACAGACAAGACCUUCUUUGGUUCAGAUGAGUGGUCCUCUUUCAUCUACUCGCAGUCCUGAGCCUCCUCCUACUUCCUCUCAGCCAGAGAGGUACCCUUCUUUUGCUGCUCUUGAACACAAAAACUCAGAGGAAGAGUUUGUCUUGAAACACGCACAUCUCUUGAGAUCUGGACAGUUGGGUAUGUGUAAUGAUCCUUACUGUACCACUUGUCCUUCUUACUACAACCGCAAAGCUGCCCAAAUCCCUACUUCUAGAGUUUCCGCUAUUUUUGAUUCCACUUUCCACAAUCAUCUAUAUGAUGAUGCUAAAGGUUGGGCUAGGAGGUUUGCUACAUCUGUUAAUAGAUACUUACCAGGAAUCAUGAAUCCUCACUCCAAGUUUGUUCAGAGUUGGACUAAGUUUUUUGCCUUUUCAUGCUUGCUGGCUAUUUUUAUUGAUCCUCUCUUCUUCUUCCUCAUAUUAGUCAAACAGAACGACAAAUGCAUUGUGAUUGAUUGGCCGAUGGCUAAAGCAUUUGUAGCUGUUAGAAGUGUAACAGAUGUUUUAUUCUCUGUAAACAUUCUGCUUCAGUUUCGAUUGGCCUAUGUAGCUCCUGAGUCUACGGUUGUUGGUGCUGGCCAGUUGGUUGACCAUCCAAGAAAAAUUGCUCGCCAUUACUUCUUUGGAAAGUUUUUACUAGACUUGUUCAUUGUGAUGCCAUUUCCACAGAUAUUGAUAUUAUGGAUAAUACCAGCACAAUUAGGCGCAUAUGGGGCAAACGAUGCAAAGAACCUCUUACGCGCUGCAGUUCUUUUCCAAUACAUUCCCAAGUUAUAUAGGCUACUACCACUUCUUGCUGGACAAACACCUACUGGCUUCAUUUUUGAGUCGGCUUGGGCUAAUUUUGUUAUCAAUCUUCUCACUUUCAUGCUUGCUGGUCAUGUGGUUGGCUCUUGCUGGUAUCUUUUUGGUCUGCAGAGAGUUAAUCAAUGUCUUAGAGAUGCUUGCGGUGAUUCUGAUCGUACAUGUAAAGAUCUAAUAGAUUGUCAUGCUGGAGCUAGUGGUGGGUUGUUAGGUGCGUGGAAAAAUAAUACGAGAGCCAGUGAUUGUUUUCAAGAGGAGGGUGAUUUUUCUUAUGGAAUAUAUUCGAAGGCAGUUACUCUCACCACUAAAUCUAGCCUCUUCACUAGAUACAGUUACUCUCUUUUCUGGGGUUUCCAGCAAAUCAGCACGCUUGCUGGAAACCAAGUCCCAAGUUACUUCCUUGGGGAAGUCUUCUUCACCAUGGGAAUUAUCGGACUAGGACUCUUGCUUUUCGCGCUUCUUAUUGGUAAUAUGCAGAACUUCCUUCAAUCUCUCGGUCGAAGGAAUUUGGAAAUGACUCUGAGACGGCGAGAUGUGGAGCAAUGGAUGAGUCAUAGACGGUUGCCAGAAGGUAUAAGAAAGAGGGUGAGAGAGGCUGAGCGGUUCAACUGGGCAGCUACUAGAGGAGUUAACGAAGAAUUGCUAUUUAAGAAUAUGCCUGAUGACCUUCAAAGAGAUAUAAGACGACACCUCUUCAUAUUUCUCAAGAAGGUGAGGAUAUUUUCGUUGAUGGAUGAAUCAAUCUUGGAUGCUAUACGUGAGAGGCUGAAACAAAGGACUUACAUAGGGAGUAGCAUGGUCUUGCACCGAGGAGGUCUAGUUGAGAAAAUGGUAUUCAUAGUGAGAGGUGAGAUGGAGAGCAUUGGAGAAGACGGUUGUGUUCUGCCAUUAUCAGAGGGAGACGUUUGUGGUGAAGAACUUCUCACUUGGUGUCUCGAACGCUCUUCUGUAAACCCUGAUGGGACGAGGAUAAAGAUGCCGACAAAGAGAUUGGUUAGUAACAGAAAUGUUACGUGUGUGACUAACGUGGAAGCGUUUGCUCUGAGUGUAGCAGAUCUUGAAGAUGUAACGAGCUUGUUCUCGAGAUUCCUUAGGAGCAACCGUGUGCAAGGAGCCAUAAGGUACGAGUCUCCUUAUUGGAGACUACGAGCAGCUAGGCAGAUCCAAGUGGCUUGGAGAUACCGAAGGAGGCGGCUUCAGAGAUUGUACACUGAUCAGUCUAGUUACAGUCUUUAGGUUGUAAUCUUCAUUCUUGAUGAUGAUGAUAUAAGCUUGGUGGUUAUCAAAUAGGUGGUGUUUAUUACAUGAUAGCUUAAUGCUUUACUCAAUUCAUCUUUUCACUGUAAAUAUAUGAAUCUAUAUUCAG